AUGGAUGAAAGUGGAAUAAUAGGAUAGAUGAUACUCGAAAGUAGUGGUAGAAUUAAAAAGGUAAUAAAUUGAAUCAAUAUUAAGAGUAGUGGUACUUUAGAUAAUCCUAAAUUAAUCCCAUUUAUAACAACUAUUGUUUCAUCGACUGCUAAGAUUUUAGAUAAAUAAUCGCUCAAUAGAGUAACAUGUAAAUUCAAAAUAUAUAAUAGUAAGUUAUUAAGAAUCAGAUAUUAUAAUUUACAUCGAUUAAACAGACAUAGUUGUUUUAGAAAGAAAAAAAUGA
Molecule: messenger RNA, 283 nt
Organism: Paramecium pentaurelia
Lineage: Eukaryota; Ciliophora; Oligohymenophorea; Peniculida; Parameciidae
Source: the annotation of a GenBank genome assembly